Molecule: messenger RNA, 1113 nt
Organism: Rhinocladiella mackenziei CBS 650.93
Lineage: Eukaryota; Fungi; Ascomycota; Eurotiomycetes; Chaetothyriales; Herpotrichiellaceae
Exons: 2
Coding region: 1-1113 (370 amino acids)
Cellular component (GO): mitochondrion
Molecular function (GO): Y-form DNA binding; DNA endonuclease activity; flap-structured DNA binding
Source: RefSeq, a predicted model, not a curated record
AUGAGAGGUAAUACGAGCGCAGAGAGCAUCCAGGAAGUGGGCUUACCUCUGUUCUGGAGGAAGAUGGCCGAGCGGGUGGCUAAAGACGACGUUAGCGAGAUCGAGGGGAUGAAGGUUCCACUGUCGUGGCUGGAGGAACUCACUCUCGAUAAAUUACACCGACUUGCAGUCUCAAUCGGGUCACCUUGUUCCGGCACGAAAGCCGUACGUAUAGAGGGAAUCCGAGACGCAGUGUCUCGCGCAUCAAACAGCGGCAGGGAGGGAGGCGGUCUGAGCCUCCUCAGCAUCGAUAUGGGCAUCAAGAACCUUGCUUUUGCCCAUCUGACAGCCCCAGUCAUGCGAUCGGCGGACUCAACCAGGCACUUACAAUACGACAAACCGACGCUCCAGGCUUGGCGUCGAAUGGCAGCCUCAGAGCUUUCCAACGAUGCUGCUAGCCCCUCGUCUUCCGAGCUCUCUUACGGUUCAGGACAAAAUGGAGAGGAGGCGGCAGCUCGUAACAUUGUCCCCAACGGAAAAGAGUCAUUUGAGCCACUCGACUACGCUGCGCAUGCCUAUCGCUUGAUGAAAUACAUGCUUCAAGCCUACAAACCCAACCAAGUCGUCAUCGAGAGGCAAAGAUUUCGUUCUGGAGGCCAAGCAGCAGUGCUAGAAUGGACAAUCAGAGUGGGUGUAUUUGAAGGCAUGCUGUAUUCCGUACUUCGGGCUCUGACUGAAGAGGGAGUAAUUCAACUGAAUGCGGAACCCGUGCAGCCGACUCGUGUGAACAGGUACUGGCUCGAAGGCGGCAACGUAUCAGUGUCCCCAUCCAAGAAAAGGUUGACCGGUAGAGAGGUGAAAAAAGUUAAAAUUGACUUGGUUGGCAAGAUGUUAGAUCGUCAAGACAUGAAAUCCAAUGUCAGGAUAAGCGGCAAUCUGAAACCAUUCACAGAUGAGUUUGUUUCGACCUGGAAAAAUACAGCUAAGGGCAAGCGGGCUGCGAGUCCUGACAUAUUCAAAUUGGACGACCUAGCUGAUUGCCUGCUACAGGGGUUGGCAUGGAUCGAUUGGCAAAAUAAUCGAAGUCGGAUCGAUGCCUUGGGUCAAGAUGCUACUGAUCUGACAUUUACAUGA